Pteronotus mesoamericanus is the source of this 885-nucleotide messenger RNA. RefSeq names its product glycine-N-acyltransferase like 2 (gene GLYATL2). Gene Ontology annotation, cellular component: mitochondrion. The record is from RefSeq and is a predicted model, not a curated record. Lineage: Eukaryota; Metazoa; Chordata; Mammalia; Chiroptera; Mormoopidae. Gene Ontology annotation, molecular function: glycine N-acyltransferase activity. The transcript has 5 exons. The coding region runs from base 1 to 885 and encodes 294 amino acids.
AUGUUUGUGAUCAAAGAGCCCCAGAAGCUGCAGCAUUUGUAUGAAUCUUUGGAAAAAAACAUCCCUGAGUCCUAUAAGGUGUAUGGUGCCAUUUUCCACAUUAUAAAUAAAAACCCAUUCAACCUGGAGGUGCUCGUGGAUGCCUGGCCAGAUUAUCAGAUAGUUAUUACUCGGCCUAAGAAAGAGGAGAUGAACAAUGAUCUGGAUCAUUAUACCAAUACUUACCACAUCUUCACCAAAGCUCCUGACAACUUAGAGGAAGUCCUGGCAUGCCCCCAGGUUAUCAACUGGGAACAAGUCUUCCAGAUCCAAGGUUGCCAAGAGAACCUGGGUGAGGCAAUAAGAAAGAUUUCAGCUUCAAAAUCAGUGCAGGUGGAUUACACGAAGACCAUACUCUUUUCACUACAAAUACCAGGGAAACGCGAGACGUCAAGUGAUGGCAAGGAGGAUAUGACACAGAUAUUUAAACAAUCCAAAGAGAAUGGAUUUUCAAACAUCAUCUUGGAUACUUCAUAUGCAAGGCUUGUGAAUGAGAAGUGGAACUUUGGAAAAAAUGAGAGGAGCUUGAAAUACGUUGAACGCUGCCUCCAGAAUUUCCCAUCAUUUGGUCUGCUGUGUCCAGAGGGGCUCCCUAUUUCUUGGAUUGUGAUGGAACAGUCCUGUGAGCUGAGGAUGGGCUAUACGGCCCCCGAAUAUCGCAAAAAAGGCAACAUGUGGCAAAUUUAUGUCCAAGUGGCAGAGUAUCUUACUCAGAAAAAAAAUCCAUGUUAUUUUCAUGUGGCAAGUAUGUAUGAAGUUAUUGUACAGAAAUGGAUAAAUUUUGGACUUAAGAGUCAUCCUUGUGGUUGGCAUCAGUGGAAGUGCAUCCCCAAGAAAUAUUGCUGA